This is a messenger RNA of Cottoperca gobio, 7452 nucleotides long. RefSeq names its product phosphatidylinositol 4-kinase beta. Gene Ontology annotation, cellular component: membrane; cytoplasm. Lineage: Eukaryota; Metazoa; Chordata; Actinopteri; Perciformes; Bovichtidae. The record is from RefSeq and is a predicted model, not a curated record. Gene Ontology annotation, biological process: phosphatidylinositol-mediated signaling; phosphatidylinositol phosphate biosynthetic process. Gene Ontology annotation, molecular function: 1-phosphatidylinositol 4-kinase activity.
AUGUUGCGUCACUGCUGCUUUAAAGACGAGCCUAGCCGAGCCGAGCCAGGCCAAAAAAAAACAUAAACUCCGCUCCAGAUGGACCGCUUCGGAGCCUGAAACCCCGGACUGAAGACCCGGAAUACACCCGGGGUCAAAGCCCUCCAUCCAACCCGGAAACUCCCGGGACGAAACCCGGAUUAUACCCCGAGUCCCGGGACAUUUAACCCGGACUGUAGACGCCUCUGGCCGGCUCCGCUCUUCCAACAUGGCCGACGCCGAGGUCUCUUUGUCCCCGGCUCUGCGGCCACUCCACCUAAGCCCCUCCCACUCAGCCCCACCCGCCCCACCUCCCGCAUCCUCCUCCCCCACCACCUUCUCCUGCCCUUCCUCCCCCUCCAGCGCCUCCUCGUCCUCCUCCUCUUCAUCAUCUUCCUCUUGUUCAGAGAGCUCCUCUGACUGCCCCCACCACCACCACCACCACCAUCACCAUCCACGCCCCCAGCUAACAGCUGCCCCCACCCCUCCACACAGCGAGCAGACGUCCUCCCCCAGCGCCAGCCCCCGCAGCUCCAGCCCCAGCGGGAGCAUCGGCAGCACCGGCAGCCUCGGCAGCAGCGCCAGCGAGGGCAUCGGCAGCAGCGGCACGUCGAGCGGCGGUGAACCUCGAGGCCCGAGCCCCCCGCUGGACGUCAUCUCGGAGGACGCCAUGGAGAUGGACCUCGGGGUCGACCAAGUGAUCGACCCUGAAGUCGCUCUGAAGGCUUGUCAGGAUGUUCUUCUCAAGGUCAAGCUGCAGAACAGGGACGUGCCUGAGCAGCAACAAGUGGACAACAAACAGGACGAUCAACAACAACACUACACCGACUCAACAGAGAGCUCCGGCCCACAGUGGCACAUCAGCCCGGACACCAGCUCCAUCAAAGAAGAAGACGAGGAGGAGGAGGAGGGCGGGGCUUCUGAGAAGGAUGGAGACAAACAAGGCGUCGCUUCCCAGCGAGAUCCGCCUCCUUCAGCGCGGCCGGACUCUUCUUCACUGCUGUCGGCGUCCUCGCCGUCCUCCUCCAAACAGUCGUGGCUGCUGCGCCUGUUUGAGUCCAAGCUGUUUGACGUCUCCAUGGCGAUCGCCUACCUGUACAAGUCGAAGGAGCCGGGGGUGCAGGCGUACAUCGGGAACCGCCUCUUCAGCUUCCCCGACAGCGAGGUGGACUUCUACCUGCCGCAGCUGCUCAACAUGUACGUGCACAUGGACACCGAGGUGGGAGACGCCAUCAGACCGUAUCUGAUUCACCGCUGCAGAGCCGGCAUCACCUUCUCUCUGCUGACGGCCUGGCUGUUGGGAGCGUACUCCUCCGACAUGCACAUCUCCACCCAGCGUCACUCCAGAGGCACCAAGCUGCGGAAACUGAUCCUGUCCGACGAGCUCAAGCCUUCCGAUCCCCCGUCAGACGCUCACAGAGCGGCUUCUGUUACCGACAGCCCGGCCUCCUCGCCGUCACACCGCCGCUGCCACCGGAGGCACAACAGCAGCAACGUGGAGGCCGCCCCCCCCCUCUCUACAUCCGGCCCCCCCCCGGACAGCCCCGUACCUGGGGAGGCGGAGGCGUUUGUUUCUCCGUCCAGGAGGACCCACCAGAGGUCCAAGUCGGACGCCACCACGGCGAGCAGCGGGCCUGGCUCCGGCCUCCGCCGCACCGGAAGUAACCCGAAGGUGGAAGCCGUCCAUCAGGAGCUGGAGCGUCUGCGUCCUCAGAGGGAGUUGGUGAAGUCUCUGCUCGGCAUUGGAAAGCGUUUGGCGACGCUGCCGACCAAAGAGCAGAAAACUCAGCGGCUGAUCUCAGAGCUGUCGCUGCUCAACCACAAGCUGCCGGCCCGGGUGUGGAUGCCCACCGCCGAGCACCAGCACCACGUCUGCAGGAUCCCCCACACGCAGGCCGUCGUGCUCAACUCCAAAGACAAGGCUCCGUACAUCAUCUACGUGGAGGUUCUGGAGUGCGAGAGCUACGAGACGUCCCCGGUUCCCGUUCGGAUCCCGGAGACGAGGAUCCGCUCCGCUCGCUCCGCGGAUAACCUGGACUGUGGCGGCAGCAUCACUGCGGCUAACGCCGGCAGCGGGAUGACAUCAGAGCACAGAGCAGGAAGUUUCUCCACCGUCCCGAACUACGACAAUGACGACGAGGCGUGGGCCACAGACGACAUCGGACAGCUGCAGGUGGAGGUGGAGGCUCAGACCAGCAGCUCUGAUAACAUCAGUCAGUUCUCGGUGGACAGCAUCACGAGUCUGGAGAGCAAAGAGCCGGUGUUCAUCGCCGCCGGAGACAUCAGGCGGCGUCUGUCGGAGAACCUCGCUCACACGCCGACCUCGUUCAGAAGAGACCCCGAGGACCCGUCAGCCGUCGCCCUCAAAGAACCAUGGGAGGAGAAAGUCCGGAGGAUCAGGGAAGGCUCUCCGUACGGUCACCUGCUGAACUGGCGACUGCUGUCGGUCAUCGUGAAGUGUGGAGACGACCUGCGGCAGGAGCUGCUCGCAUACCAGGUCCUCCGACAGCUGCAGUCGAUCUGGCAGCAGGAGCGAGUUCCUCUGUGGAUCAAGCCUUAUAAGAUCCUGGUGAUGUCGUCAGACAGCGGGAUGAUUGAACCCGUGCUGAACGCCGUCUCUCUGCACCAGGUGCGUAAACAGAGCCAGCUGUCUCUGCUCGACUACUUCCUGCAGGAACACGGCAGCUUCACCACCGAAGCGUUCCUCACCGCUCAGAGGAACUUCGUGCAGAGCUGCGCCGGAUACAGCCUCAUCUGUUACCUGCUGCAGGUCAAAGACAGACACAACGGUAACAUCCUGCUGGACUCUGAAGGUCACAUCAUCCACAUCGACUUCGGCUUCAUCCUCUCCAGCUCUCCUCGUAAUCUCGGCUUCGAGACGUCGGCCUUCAAACUCACGUCAGAGUUCGUCGACGUGAUGGGUGGUCUGGACGGCGACAUGUUUAUCUACUACAAGAUGUUGAUGCUUCAGGGUCUCAUCGCUGCCAGGAAGCACAUGGAGAAGGUGCUGCAGAUAGUGGAGAUCAUGCAGCAAGGUUCCCACCUCGCCUGCUUCCACGGCUCCAGCACCAUCCGCGGGCUGAAGGAGCGUUUCCACAUGUCUCUGACGGAGGAGCAGCUGCAGCUGCUGGUGGAGCAGCUGGUGGACGGGUCCAUGCGCUCCAUCACCACCAAACUCUACGACUCCUUCCAGUACGUCACCAACGGCAUCAUGUGACCGCCGACGGCGGCUCCACCCGACCCGGAUGUUUGAACUUUGGGACGAUUUACUGGAUCAGACUCGACUCUGUUAUCUCGUCCGUCUCUGAAGUUUCUAACGGAUUUGUUUUGAAUGUGACGAUCAGCUGAUUUGUUGCGUUACAUUCAUGGGCAGCUGGGAAAGUACAGCGUCUGGGACUUUUCCAGUUCGUUUUACAUCCUCUGAAAAAAAGUAAAACCAGGAGCAGAAACACUAAACAGGAAGUCUCUGGAUUCACACUUCUGGAGACUAAUGUAAUUUAGAAGAACGCGUUUGACUGUGAACACGUUGGAGCUCAGAGUGGAUCGUUCCGUCUCAGACAUUAAUCUUGUUUCUUGACUAAACUGCAGGGAACUUUUGAAUUUGGGUUUUCAGCAGCUGAUCAGACGAAAACAUUUCUUAUUAUUUUUACAUUUUAUAGACCAAAUGAUUCCUCUGGUAACUGAACGUCAGACAACAGCUUGUUCCUCAUAUUCAAUCGGCCAUUUUAGUUUUUACACUUUUAGUUAAUUGUUUGUCUUUAAGGAGCUCCAGAUUUGAAUUUGUGAUUCUGCCACAAUAACACUGGACGACAGAAACUGCUCAAAGAAAUGUUGUUCAUGAAUUUAACUUGUGGACUUCAGAAGCACAUUAAGAAAAAACUUGACCCGUAAACAGUUUUUCACAAGAAAACUGAAAGUCGAGCCAAUAAAAAUUGUUCUCGUAAUUACGAAAAAUGUCAAAAAUAGAAGAAAAUGCUGCAGAAAUUAUCGCAUAAUGACGAUCACCAGAUAAAAGUCUCGUAAUACGAGAUGUCGGGUGAUAAUGUUGAAGUUUAAUGUUUUAGAAAUAUAAAAUCUUUCGGUAGAAGAAGGAAAGAAACGCGUUUGUGAAACUAAUGAAUGGUCAUCUUUCAUUUUGUGAUUACUAAGGAUGCUAAGUCCUCACAAGAUUAAUGAAAUAUGUUUGUCGAUCUUUAAAUUCCAAUAAAUUUGAUUGCAGUUUGACAGCAACUCGAAUAUUUUUAAUAAAAUAUCAGUCAAAACAUUUCUCAAACUUAAGAAGUCAGUUUGUAUGUUUGUUCUUAAAGAACAGAACGUGAUGAAACACUAAACUCUACGUGGAGAAGCACAACGCGUUUCCUUUGCUCGGAGAAAAGAGACCGACGGUCUUUAGUUUGAGAAGUUGAGACGAAGUGUUUUCACCAGACAUUUAUCACAACCAGCCGUCGUCGUGUCUUUUGUGUGAAAAUUUAAAAAGCACUUUCAACACGAGUUAAAAGUUAAAUGUGUCCAAUGCAAGUUCAGGACAAGAAAUCAAUCCCUGUUAGCAUGCAGCAUGCUAAGUAUUAGCACGUCAACUUGCUAACUGUGAGCGUGCAUGCUAACGUCGGUAUGCUCUCCGCUUGCAUGUAGCUUCUGUGUUCGUCAACAUUACUGUGACUUUUUGAAAUACUUGUACAAACAUUAACUUAAUUUGGCCUAAAAAGUUAAACAUUGGCGCGAUAACAUCCAAUUGCGGCUAACGAGUUUAAACAUGCUAUUGUUAGCAUGCGUUCGUCGUCGUUUUUGAACCUAAAAACAAAUCGUGACCUUGUUUUUAGGAAUGUUUUUGUCAGAAGUGAUCUUGUUUGAAUUUAACUGUCGCGUUUUCCUGUAAAGUUGAGAUCACUAUUUUAAUGUGCAGCGCUAACGUUCACAUAUUUUAGGACUUUUAGGUGUAUUGUGACUUUAUUAACAAUGUUCACGAACACGCCGAAACGUGAGGAGAAACGUUUCGCAGAAGGUGACGAGUGUCUGGUGAAAAAGAAAACUAUUACAAUUUGACGCGUCAACUCAUCAGUUUAUUUAAUCUGCAUGUUUGUCACUGAAUAAUUUCAUUUUCCUAUUUUUUUUAUUCUUGUGUCUUGAAUUUCAUGUUAUUCACGUGUUAUUUUGUUCAGAUUACUACACGACUUGUUAAAGACGCUAACGUUAACGAAACUCUUAGACGGGUUCAGGUCAUUUCUUCCGGACACUUCAACAUACUUGAGUGGAAACGAGCGAAACGUUUCCUUUGCAACAGAUUUAUGCAAGAACCUCCUCUUCAUGUUAACUGGACGUCUCUGUGUACGCUGAAUUAAUGUUAGUUAUCUGUCUGUUAACGAUAUAGUUGCAUAUUUAACGAACGCUCGACGCUCUUCCUCCACGAUCAGCCGACAGAAACAUUCCUGUGAUUAACUUUGGCUGAACGAGAGCGAGAGACGUUUCUGUUUGACAGUUUAUUUUUCUUUGAGGAGAGAAGUUUCCUGAAUAUGUGAAUGUUUUUUUUUUAUAUAAUAACAGUCCACGAAAACAAGUGACACUCAGAUGUUCUCAGUAUGGACUUUAACACUUGAUGUUUUAAGUAAUGUUGGUAACACUAUCGAUGGCUUUAUUCCAGUGUUUUACGUACGAACGUUGUUUUUACACAGAAAUUACUGUAUUUUUUUGAGGACUCUGUUUCAAAGGAUUUAUAGAGACGUUAGUUGACUAGCUAACAAAUCUAGUAGACGGCAACAUUAGCUAAUGCUACCAGAACUUUGAGAUAAAUUAGCUAGCAACAAUUUGUUCAAAUGUGAGGUAGCUAGUUAGCUAGCCAGCAGGCUAGUUAGCUAAUUGAUGCGCUUGUAUGUUUGAGACUACAAUGGAAUUGACAGGAAGGACCAACAACGAAUGAAAAACCCUGUUACUGCUAGCUAAUAAGCUAGUUAGCCGAGCUAAUAAUAAGCUAGUUAGCCAACUAAAAAUGAAGGCUGUACAAUGAAGUAAUUUGUUUCUAACAUAAUUUCAGUUGAACGUUUUUGAUUAUUUUUAGGAGGAAAAACUAGCUGGUGACCACAAGCUGUUUUCUGUUAGCACCCUGGUGGAAAUGAACAUUUUAUAAAUUAAUCAUAUAAUUGUAAAGAUAUUAUAAAAGCUGUAAUAAAGCCAAUAUUUGGUGUUACGGUCAUUAGCAUCUGUACAGUUGUUUUUGUGUGUUUUGACCACUAUUGAAGGAGAAGCACAGAUCUAUUAUUGUAAACUGUUACCGUCUGCUAACCGUUAGCCUGCUACCCGUUAGCUUACUACUUUAUACGCCACCGCUUGACAAAGAUGCAGCUGUGGCUAAAGUUUACCAGAUAAGCAACUUAAAUAGCAAAAUACUAUCUUGUUCUUUUCAUGUGUGAAUAUGUACGUAUGUAAAUGAACUGAGUCAGUUCUCCUGUGAGAUGCCUUGAGAUGUACAGAAGGUACAAACUCUUAUCAAUGCAACUGGGGGGGCGAAGGGGUUCGUGUGUCGGACCUGAGAAGUGCUUUUAUAUCAGACGUUUGACCGCUUUAGGGACGAGUUUCAAACCUUAAAUGUCUUCCUCUCUGACACCAGUCCGGUCGGGAACCAUGUUUAUUUAUAUUUACGAGUUAUUGUAGUCACAUGUUCAUUAUAGAAACAUUUAUGAUGGCAAAACUAAAUUCUAAUUCUAAAUGUCAGAAGUUGUCUUUGUGUUGAACUUUGAAUAAAAAGGUGAGUAAAGGCCAAAAUGCCUUUUAGAUAAAUAGCUGCUAAAAUAGUUGUAAUGAAGUCUGGUGCAGCCGGAGAGGAAAACACUGCAGUCUGUUGGAGCUCGUCUCUGCUACUAAAAACCUUUCAUUGCCUUCUUUUCUCCUUUUCAUCCGCUCGAAAACAGUCAAGAAUUUCAAUGUGAAAAACUCUUAAAGUGCAUUUAUCCUGAAAAUGUUUCGUCAUUUGUAAAGGUUUCCUCCAUGUUUUUAACUUUUAAAGCAGCGGGGGGGGCUCCAUCUUUAGUUGGAUUUUUUUCAAGACAUUGAGUUUCUACUGGAAUCAAAACAAAGUAGCUUCAUGUAUUGGUUUCAAUGAGAGAUGCUAACGAUGCUAACUGAGGUUUUAUAAAACUGAUCGUGUGUGUAAACAAACGAGUCGACAGCAAACAGUUUGAUUUAGUUUUUACUGAUAAUUUCAUGACAUUAAAUACAAAGCUUAAACAGCGGCACGUUUAAAAACACCGGACGACAACAGGAAGUACCGGCGACGCCCCGAAAACACCCAGAGGCAUGAUGGGAAAGUUUCUAAGUGCUUAAUGUUCCUCAGAGAACUCUUUACUCCGUUUGAGAUGUGGCUUUAAAUAACAAGUGUUAAAUCAAGUUUGUUUUUAAAAUUCACUUUGAAACCAAAAACUGUCCAAAAAUCUAAACCAGAUU